Molecule: messenger RNA, 972 nt
Organism: Entrophospora candida
Lineage: Eukaryota; Fungi; Glomeromycota; Glomeromycetes; Entrophosporales; Entrophosporaceae
Source: the annotation of a GenBank genome assembly
AUACCAGAAAUGUUGAAAAAUGCAUCAUGUUUAGCAUAUUACAAUAUUUUUUGUCUCUUUGAUAUUGAAUUUCCAUACACCAAAAAACUUUUUGCAACAUUAUCUACUAAUCAAAUUAACUUUUUAAAAAGAAAAUGGGAAGAGACCAAGCCAUUGAUUAAUAAAGAGAUCGAAGAAAAUUGGAAUUCAUGUUUAUUGAAAACACCAGUAGAUAGUUAUCAUAAAGUUAUUGAAAAAAACAUGGAUAAAGAUACAGUUUAUAUAAAUCUUGAUGCACUUGUGACUGCCUUUUCAAAACGACCAUUUGAUGAAUAUAGUAAGCAAAAAUAUGAAUUGCUCUGGUGUAAAGACUUCUACACUGAAAUGGUUUUCCAAUUAUUGAGAACAUGUGGUAGUUUGAAAGAUAAUAAAGCAAGUGAAUAUAGAUAUAGGGAGGAGAUUGUGAAUCCACUUUUAUCAUCAAUUUUCCAUGAUAUAGAAGAUGCACUAUGGAUGGAAAUGGGAGAAAUCGAAAAUGAAGAUUGGAAACAGCAGUGGAACUUUUCAAGGUUAGAUGGUGAACAUGGGAAAUUAGAAGUUGUUGUAAAUGUGUUUAUAAAAAAUACAUCUUACAAAAAUGAUGACACAGAAAAGUUGAUGAAAGCAAUGAUGCUAUCUCUUUGUAAUCAGCAUUCACAUCUAGAUGUUGAUGAAGAUAAAUUGAAAUUAGAAUCAUUUUCUAUUUUGAUAUAUGUUGAUAACAUGUACAUUGUUGACAAAUAUGAUGUAUUUGUUUUACCUGACUCUGCUAUGUGUUUGUUACAAAUCGAAAGUGUUAUCAAAUCAGUGAAGAAAUUUAAGAUACACAUGUUGAAAUAUUAUCAUCAACUUACUAAAACUACUCAUAAAGUGACUCAACCACAGAAACGGAUUGUACCAUAUGCUUCACCAACAAGAAACGUUGAUGAAAACAAAUCAGCAAAUCAAGUUAAA